AUGCGCUACACUCGCGAGCGGGACGCUAGGCGCAUCGUUCGCCAACCCUUUGAGUUUCAAAAUGAGCUCAUAGUGCUGUACGGCUUCACCGACACAAUCGACAGUGGUGACAUCUCGAUCAAGCUUCUCGACUGCUGGCCCCAUCUCGACCGGAAUGCUCGGAAGAAGAAAGGGUUGCUUGCAGAGUACAACCGCUACAACGACAUCAUCAAGCCCCAGCUCGAUUAUUUGAGUCAAUCGCGCUCGAAGCAGCAAUUCGAGGCGCUUUCCGCACUCAUUACUCAGAAUUGGGACGACUUUGGUGAAGGCGAGUAUGCGGCGUGGCUAGACACGGAAUAUCUUACAGAGCCAUGCCACCUGUGGUUCUAUACGGCCAGCGACGUUCCAGGAAUUAUUCCGAACCAGAAUCCGAUUGAAUCGCACCACCACAGCAUCAAGACUACUGCAGUGAAUCAGCUGCGGGCUUCAACAGGGCAUGUGCUUGCGUCGACUCUACCGAAAAUCCUGGUCGAGUGCGUGAUGGAAAUCGGGUCGGAGUCUAUCCAGCACUUUGCAGCUGGACCCGUUUCCGCAGAGGUUCUAGCAGCUGGUGUACUCCUCUGCAACGACGACAGCCAUUUCUCGACUCACCAGCGCAAGUCGCGCAGAGCAAUCUGCAACAUCCGGACGCAUUACUUCAACCAGAGAUACUCCAUCGUGACGGUGUUGGAUCGACUUCCGUAUGAGCGCGACUGGAACUCUCCGUUGUGGUCCCUGGAGGAGAUCAACACCAUCAGAAAAAAGGUCAAGUGUGACUGCAAAGAUUUCUACCAGACGGGGUGGCUGUGUGCUCAUGUACUAGGAUGCCUUCACCUCGUUGACAAUCUUGAUUUGGCGGUGAUGCGUCGAGGGCUCCCAGCUCGCAGUCCUCCCGGUAGACCGCGCAAGAAAAGCAAAUGCCUCCAGCGAGAUGGUGUGAGAACAUCCCAAUACUCCGUCGAUGCCCUGGUGAAACGACUUGUGGACAAGCCAGCAAGUGUUAUCAACUGGAGCGUGCUAAUCGAAAAGACAGUUGCCGAGGCGGAUGGCGAGGGGUCCCAGCGGGCCUAUGUUGGCAAGAUUAAACCCCCCUUCACUCGUGGAGGAAAGCGGUUCUGGGAGAUCGCGUACGAGGAUCAAGAUGAAGUGACUGUCCUGGAAGUUGAAGCUCUUGCAAGGACGAUCAAUUUCUCCUUCCAAAUGGGGCACAACAUUGUUCCCAACUAA
Phytophthora sojae is the source of this 1245-nucleotide messenger RNA. RefSeq lists its product as hypothetical. Lineage: Eukaryota; Oomycota; Peronosporomycetes; Peronosporales; Peronosporaceae. The record is from RefSeq and is a predicted model, not a curated record. Gene Ontology annotation, molecular function: zinc ion binding. The coding region runs from base 1 to 1245 and encodes 414 amino acids. The transcript is spliced from 3 exons.